This is a messenger RNA of Pararge aegeria (speckled wood butterfly), 2774 nucleotides long. RefSeq lists its product as uncharacterized. Bases 49 to 543 code for a protein of 164 amino acids. Lineage: Eukaryota; Metazoa; Arthropoda; Insecta; Lepidoptera; Nymphalidae. The transcript is spliced from 3 exons. The record is from RefSeq and is a predicted model, not a curated record.
CUUUUCAUUUAGACAAAACAGUCUUCGCCAAACAGGCUUCGUGGUAAGAUGCUUCGACUGUUCGCAGUGCUAAGCCUUUUGAGCAUUUCUUCAGCUCGCCCAUAUGAAACCUCACCGCAGAAUGUAGUUACUGUGCCACCUAAUUGUCCUGCAGGACAAGAAUGGAUAAACGGGGCUUGUCGUGACAUUUGGAAUAUGGCUAUGCCUGGUGCUGCACCACUAAAAGCAAUUUCUGAUUUUGAUGCACAAAACAUGAUAACCGUCCCGCCUAACUGUCCCCCGGGCCAGCAGUGGAUAAAUGGACAAUGCCGUGACGUGUGGAGAGGAGGAGAUUUAGCAGAUUCGGUGAAAUUUCAAAAAUUAAUUGGAAAUCUCUGGGCUAACCACCUACGAAAUUCUAGGCAAACGGAAGAUAUACACGAUGAGACAUUACCUGAAUUCGAAAUUGAAGAUAAUCCAAACAGAAAUAUUAUCAGCGUACCGAACCACUGUCCUGAGGGAUAUAGACCUGACGCUUUCGGCAUUUGCCGAAAACAACUUUAACAAUUUUAUUAAUUUGGCUCUUAGUAAAUAAUUUAAUCACUUAUCAGUACCUCGACAGUUUCGAGUCGUCUUGGGUGACGUCACGGACAGCUAUUCUGAUUUGCAUUACGUGUAGGGUUUAGUGGUUGGCUAUAAUAUUAAAGUUUUUAUAGAAGGAAUAGGCAAAAUUCAAAAAAAAAAGUGUUUCAGCGGUAUCUAGUAGUUCAUCCUUUAACUACUGUAGUAAUUGGAUUGGCUAUUAAUAUGAGCAAGAACUUUGUCCAGUGCGGGCGUUUUGUAGCCCUUACGUCAGAUGUCGUAGCAAAAUGUAUGAAGUGUUCUUUUUUGGUCCACCGCGAAUGCGCAAAAUUAAGUCCAUUCCAAAAAACAAGGGUUAAAAAAUAUAUUUUUUAAAUUUUUGAUUUAAUUUCGAGAUGAUGCGCAUAUUCGGUAGCGUCAUGACAAAUCCGACUUCAAUAAAACAUCUUAUAAACAAUACAAGCAUUUAGCUGCGGCUAUAUAUAAUGCGAAACGUUAUUUUUAAACAAAACAUCAACAGUAAGCUUAAAUACCCAAAGGUCCUAUGGCAAAAUUUAAAAAGUACAGUCUUGCCUAAAAAUCCGAACCAAUUGCCGGCGAAUUACGUCUCUUUCCCUCAAUUAACUUUUUAAGAGUUCAAUAAAGUAUAUGAGGACACUUUUUCUCCUACCUCAGUCUCUUGACACCGAAAUCUUUAAAAUACUUAAGCGGUUACUUUCUAAUGCUGAGGGGUAUAGAUAAAAAAACAUUAGAUAAACAUUUUUAUUUCACUACCUCAAAGUUAUGAUAGCAUUCGAUACAUUGUGAACGCGCCUAUAACUACUUCUGUUUUUCUUGAAUGACUGACACUAAUUCGUCCACUCCCCAAAAUUUCUAACCUCUCACGCCAAAGGACGUUCAUCCUAUAAGUAUUUUGUGUUGCUUAUCGAAGAUAUUAAAAAAAGUAGUGUGUGUCGGUAUAUAUUGAUUAUCAAUCAGGCUUUAAGGCUGGUCGUGGGACUGUUACAGCGCUGUUGGGUGACUGACAACAUUCUUAGGGCGUAGGAUUUAGGUAUUACCGUAUUUGCACACUGUUGGUGCUUCUUGUUUUCUCUAUGGCAUUCGACAGUAUCAAUACAGCACUUUUAUUAUUAAAGUUAUCGCACUAUGGCUUUACUGUUCUUUGUUCUUGUUGCUAAACAGAUCAUUCAUGUAAAUAUCAUAUGUAUGCAGAUGAUUUGCAACUCUACCUCAAAAAUGAAUGAAUGAAGGAAUGGUAAUUCCAAGGCAGAAAACAUUGACGCUGUACGCUUUGUUUAUGCAGACUUAGGCUGAAUAGUGGCUUGGUCAGACCGUAACUGUACUUAAUCCAUCAAAGUCGAAGUAUAUACUAUUCCGUUAUGCUAAGCGACUAUAUAAGCUUCUUUCCGGUGUUAAUAUUUAUAUUGAGGGCUGCGCCAUAGAGAGAGUCUACAAAGCUCGCAAUUUGGGAUUGCUCAUGGAUGCAGAUUUGAGAGUCGAGGAACACAUAGCAGAAGUAGUUUGCAAUGAUUUCCACACACUAAAGAUCCUCUACAAGGUCCAUCAGUAUCUUUCAGUAGAAGUGCACUCAUACCUAGUAGAGGCUUUGGUGAUGUCUAAACUAAACUACGCGGAUUGUGUUCGGUACUCGACAGCUGUGCCAUGCGAAACGUCUCAUCCAGAGAGUGCAUAAUGCAUGUGCGAGGUUUUGUUUCGACAUACCUCCUAGAACCCAUGCUGCUCCUUUCUUAAACAAUAAUCACUUGGGUUCUAGAAGGAAGUUGCAUCUUGCAGGUCUCCUCUAUGGCGGUAUUACACAAGGUAAGCCUUUGUAUUUAAUAAAUAAACUUAAUUGGGUUAGUGACGACGAAAGGAAGCUUCAAAGCAGUCGCAACCAGCUUCUCAUCCCACUUCACCGUACUGCUGCGUUUAGGCGGCUCGUUCACGUACUCCGCCACGAAAUUUUGGAAUAAUAUUCCUCCGUCAAUCAAAAACUUUAAAAGCAAGUUUUGGUUUAAUAAUAAUAAUAAUUAUUAUCUUUAUUGAAAGGUAUAAACCCAGUUAUUAUUUGGUUUAAGAACCAAAUUAAAUAAUCUUUGUUGGCCAAACAGGUGGAAUUCCAAGAACAUGUGGCGGAGUCAUCUUUUAUCAAGUGAUAGUCUGUAAACUUUAAAUUUAAUUUUAAUAUUAUAUAUAGCUGUAGUUCGUUUAAA